GAUCCUGAAGGGAAGUCAUGCCCCGCCCUGGCCGGCUGCUCCAGCCUCACGAGCCUCGAGUGGCGUGGGGCAAUUAGGUGCCGCACCCGCCCGCUUGGCUGCGCGACGCGCGGGGGCGGAGACGCUGUCAAAGCGAGGCCUUCCCAAAGGACCGCGACCUGUUUUCUUUUCUGGAAAAAUAGGGCCUCAUGAUCCUACCACGACAAAGCAUGGGACAGUAGGUGGGAGGGGUCACGCCAGAGGCCGCAGCAAAAAGGAUGACCGAGUAAUUCGACUGGCAGAGCUGGAGCGUUGCACGGAGCGCUUUGUGUGGCACGGAUUUCCUAGCCCAGCAACCGUGUUGAUUGGCAGCGAGACGCUCUGAGGUGUUCAAGAAAAGGGGACGUCCUCUCCUCAGACCCCACCGCCGAGGCUCGCGGGGAUCUUCCCGGAGACUGCUCCGCAAGCUCGAGAGCUGGGGCGUGGCGCCAAGACUUUCAAAAAACCCGCACAAGCCGAGAGUAGAAUGUGUCGUUUGCUUCUUGCGCGCAAGCGGAGUCGCGCCCGCCUUCCUCUGCCCGGGCGCACCGACCGCUUUCGUCUCUAGCGCCCUCCUGGGCCCCGGGAGAACAAUGCCAGUCCUCUCCGCGCGCAGAAAGAGGCUGGCGAGCACGGCCGGGCCGCGGCGGCGGGGUGGACCCAGCCUGGCAGUCCGGUGGGUUCCUCCUUUCGGCCCAGAGCCGGGCACCGGCCGCGGUGGCGGUCGAGCACCGAUGCGGCCUCGGGGGCCUACGUGCACUACAGCACGGCGAGGGGCGGGUCGCGGCCCGAGGAUGCUCCCGGGACCUCCCAGCAGAGACCUCCACCGCUGCGGCCCGGACCCCAGAGGGGCAGGCCGGUCCCCCAGAGCCUGCGAGUUGGGGGCUAGAGCGGCCAGGCCUCUGGGCCGGGUCGAGCCCGGGCCUCCGACGGCUGCGUCACGCGAAGGGGCGGUGCUGCCACGGGCGGAGGCCGGAGCCGGAAGCGGAAGAGGCGCUCGGAGUGGGGAGUGGGGCCUAGCCGCAGCCGGAGCCUGGGAGACGAUGCAUCACUGUAAGCGAUACCGCUCUCCAGAGCCAGACCCAUACCUGAGCUACCGCUGGAAGAGGAGGCGGUCUUACAGUCGGGAGCAUGAAGGUCGACUACGAUACCCAUCCCGAAGGGAGCCUCCCCCAAGGAGAUCACGGUCCAGAAGCCAUGACCGCCUACCCUACCAGCGGAGAUACCGGGAACACCGUGAUAGUGAUACAUAUAGGUGUGAAGAGCGGAGCCCAUCCUUUGGAGAGGACUGCUAUGGGUCUUCACGUUCUCGACAUCGGAGACGGUCACGAGAGAGGGGGCCAUACCGUACCCGAAAGCAUGCCCACCACUGUCACAAACGCCGUACCAGGUCUUGUAGCAGCGCCUCCUCGAGAAGCCAACAGAGCAGUAAGCGCAGCAGCCGGAGUGUGGAAGAUGACAAGGAGGGCCACCUGGUGUGCCGGAUCGGCGAUUGGCUCCAAGAGCGAUAUGAGAUCGUGGGGAACCUGGGCGAAGGCACCUUUGGCAAGGUGGUGGAGUGCUUGGACCAUGCCAGAGGGAAGUCACAGGUUGCCCUGAAGAUCAUCCGUAAUGUGGGCAAGUACCGGGAGGCUGCCCGUCUAGAAAUUAAUGUUCUCAAGAAAAUCAAGGAGAAGGACAAAGAGAAUAAGUUCCUGUGUGUCCUGAUGUCUGACUGGUUCAACUUCCAUGGUCAUAUGUGCAUCGCCUUUGAACUCCUGGGCAAGAACACCUUUGAGUUCCUGAAGGAGAACAACUUCCAGCCUUACCCCCUACCACAUGUCCGGCACAUGGCUUACCAGCUCUGCCAUGCCCUUAGAUUUCUACAUGAGAACCAGCUGACCCAUACAGACUUGAAGCCAGAGAACAUCUUGUUUGUGAAUUCUGAGUUUGAAACCCUCUACAAUGAGCACAAGAGCUGCGAGGAGAAGUCAGUGAAGAACACCAGCAUCCGAGUUGCAGACUUUGGCAGUGCCACAUUUGACCACGAACAUCACACCACCAUUGUGGCCACCCGUCACUAUCGCCCACCAGAGGUGAUUCUUGAACUGGGCUGGGCACAGCCCUGUGAUGUCUGGAGUAUUGGCUGCAUUCUCUUCGAAUACUACCGUGGCUUUACGCUCUUCCAGACCCAUGAAAACAGAGAGCACUUGGUUAUGAUGGAGAAGAUCCUGGGGCCCAUCCCAUCACACAUGAUCCACCGUACCAGGAAGCAGAAAUAUUUCUACAAAGGGGGCCUGGUUUGGGAUGAGAACAGCUCUGAUGGGCGGUAUGUGAAGGAGAACUGCAAACCUCUGAAGAGUUACAUGCUCCAGGAUUCCCUGGAGCAUGUGCAGCUGUUUGACCUGAUGAGGAGGAUGUUAGAGUUCGACCCUGCUCAGCGCAUCACACUGGCAGAAGCAUUGCUGCAUCCCUUCUUUGCUGGCCUGACCCCCGAGGAGCGGUCCUUCCACAGCAGCCGUAACCCCAGCAGAUGACAGAUGCAGGCCAGCACACGAGGAGAUGGAGAGCUGGACUGGGCUGCUUGCCCCUUUUCUCCAGCCUCUCCCACUGGCCUCAGAGCCAGAGCCACCGAUGAACAGUGCAAUGUGAAGGAAGGCAGGAGCCUGCAAGGGACGGGGGGAUGUGGUGCCCAGCUGCCAGAAAGCACAGAUUGGACCCAAGCUAUUUAUAUGUUGUAAAGUUAUAAUAAAGUGUUUCUUACUGUUUGUAA
Messenger RNA from Phodopus roborovskii (desert hamster), 2770 nucleotides. It is a transcript of the gene Clk3, whose product is annotated as CDC like kinase 3. The coding region runs from base 612 to 2534 and encodes 640 amino acids. The transcript has 13 exons. Gene Ontology annotation, biological process: protein phosphorylation. Lineage: Eukaryota; Metazoa; Chordata; Mammalia; Rodentia; Cricetidae. The record is from RefSeq and is a predicted model, not a curated record. Gene Ontology annotation, molecular function: ATP binding; protein kinase activity.